CUCUACAUAUGAGGUGAAGGCCCGAGAGCACAGCGAACAGGGAUAGCAAACAGGACGUAGGAGUUUUGCAGGAGUUUAGUGGAAAGUGUGCAGGGGAGCCUGGAACAAGCCCCUGCGAUCACAAGGAUCACAAGGAGCCUGGUGGAGAAAAGAACGUCUGAUAUCUGGGAGGAGCCGGUUUCAUCUGCCCAAACUCAGGAGCACAGAUCUGUGCAGUGCCUCAGACUAUUGAGCAGACACUACCAUCUUUCAAGCAAAUUCCAUAUUCCAAAUCACAAUGAAGUGCAUCAUCUAUGUCUCCUUGUUACUGAUUUUUGCUCUACAAAUCCAUUGUUAUCCUAAAGACCCAGAAGACCACAGUUUCCAGGAUGGUGAUGGACAUGAAAUUUCACAUGAAGUGCCCAGUAUCACAAACUAUCAAAAAAUAGCUCCCAAUAAUGCUGAUUUUGCAACCAGACUCUACAAGGAAAUAAUUACUAAUUCAACUGCCGAAAAUGUUUUUCUAUCUCCCUUAAGUAUCUCCACAGCCUUUGCGUUGCUGUGCCUGGGUGCUAAAGCUGAAACCCAUUCUCAAAUUUACAAAGGACUUACAUUUAACCUGACAGAGAUUAAAGAGAUGGAGAUACAGAAUGGAUUCCGCCAGGUCAUCGAAGUGCUUAACCGUCCAGGAAACAAAGCAAAGGUGAACAUAGGAAAUGCCUUGUUCAUUAAUGAGUCAUUGAAAGUAUUACCUAAAUUUCUGGAUGAUGUCAAAACGUUGUAUGCAGCCGAAGGCUUUUCUGUCAACUUUAAGAAUUCUACCAUAGCUAAAGAUAAGAUAAAUAAUUAUGUGCAGAACAAAACACAUGGAAAAAUAGACAAUGCUUUGGAUGACCUUGAUGAAAAUGCUGUAAUGGUUAUAUUGAACUAUAUCUUCUUCCAAGGCUACUGGAAAAAUCCUUUUCACGCGUACAUGACCAAGGAAGAAGAUUUUUUUGUAAAUGGAAGCACAACUGUGAAAGUCAACAUGAUGUUUCAAGAGGCAUACUUCCAGGUUCUCCGUGAUGAAGAUCUGUCUUGCUGGGUGGUGAAAAUGCCUUACAAAGGAAAAGCCUCUGCAUGGUUCAUUCUGCCAGAUGAAGGGAAAAUGAAUGAUGUGGAGAAGCAGUUGCAGAAAGAAAUUUUAACUAAAUGGAUGACAAGUGUUAGAAACAGAAAAAUAAAACUGUUUCUUCCGAAAUUAUCCAUUCAUACAUCCUAUGAUCUCAUACCACUGAUGAACAAACUGGGUGUGAAGGAUGUCUUUGGUCCCAAUGCUGAUCUGUCUGGGAUUACUGGAGGAGGCAAUCUGUGGGUUUCUCAAGCUACUCACAAGGCUGCGCUGGAUGUACACGAAACAGGCACUGAAGCAGCAGGAGUCGCUGUUAUUGUGACUCUACCAGGAUCUUAUUUCAUGCCCUCUCCCCCUCCUCCUAUCAUCAGAUAUGAUCAUCCCUUCUUAAUGUUUAUUACCGAUGAUCAAUCCACUGCCAUGACCUUCCUGGGGAAAAUUGGGAACCCCAAGUCAAAAAUAUAAAGUGAGCAGAGAGAAGCUUACAAAGACUUUUGGGUGAUUAAAAAUAAUUUUCCCCCUUUGUACUACACUUCCACUAGCGUGUGCCUUGCCCCUUUCAUGCCACAACUGUUCUUUGGAGGGGGAAUAAGGCAAGAGCGGCAAAAAAAAACACCCCUGUAUAAUAAAUGUAUAUUAAUAAUAAAAUGUUUCGUAAAUAAAUAAUGUGUGUAAAAUAAAA
This is a messenger RNA of Hemicordylus capensis (graceful crag lizard), 1772 nucleotides long. Its product is annotated as alpha-1-antitrypsin-like. Lineage: Eukaryota; Metazoa; Chordata; Lepidosauria; Squamata; Cordylidae. Gene Ontology annotation, molecular function: serine-type endopeptidase inhibitor activity. Bases 278 to 1555 code for a protein of 425 amino acids. The record is from RefSeq and is a predicted model, not a curated record. The transcript has 6 exons. Gene Ontology annotation, biological process: negative regulation of endopeptidase activity.